CACACUCGCUCACUCUCCCUGUCUCUCCCUGUCUAUCUUUCACGCGCUCGUUCCCCCUCUAUCACACUACCUCCCGCUACCUCUCACUGACUCUAAUCAAUUAUAGGCGCGCGAGUCAGGGAAGUAAGUUGGGAUUGUAAAUAAUUGGUUUGGUGUUGGCCGAGCUAUGGAGGAGACAGGCAGCGUUGAUGGAAGAGCGCGGAGAUUCGUAGGCAAUUGAGGCUCGUUGAGAUUAAGGAUCGCGACGGUGAAUUCGCGUCUGGCUGGUAACCGGUAAGCGUAGCAGCGAGCGAUGACUUAGAAGUGGCCCGCAGGCGGUGCAUCCCUAAUCGCGAUCGAGGAUCGACCCGAUGAAGUAGCUGUGGGAGGAGGAGCGAGAUGCGGUGUCGAUUCGCGGGUAUAAUGUGCACGCGCCCGCUUCGUUGAGGACGGGAAAGCGCGCGCUGCGUGUGCGUAGGCUGGUACACGAGGUCACGGAUUUUCGGACGGCGAAGCGGCGCCGAGGAGCGUAAGAGAAGAGUCGAGAUCCGGGCGAGGAGCUAGAAGCUCGUAGAUGAUAUCCGUGGCGACGACGACCUUGUUGGCGAUGGAUUCACAGCAGCUGGUCGAGAGCGCGACGGAGAAGGGCGAGAAGGUGAGCCCGAAGCCGGCGACCAGUACGCCGAGGCAUAGCAUCGACGCCAUCCUCGGCCGAGCGAUCACGACCGGCUGCAAGCGAAAGCGGGAGAUCGAGGAGACGACGAAGGAUUCCCAGGACAAUACGGGUGAAAGCAGCUACAAUUCGACGGGCGGCGGCAGCGACGAUGAAAGCAAUGGCCCCAGCAAGAAGAAGCAUCGCCGCAACAGGACGACCUUCACCACGUACCAGCUACACGAGCUCGAAUUGGCCUUCGAAAAGUCACACUAUCCGGAUGUGUACUCGCGCGAGGAGCUAGCGAUGAAGGUCAAUUUACCGGAGGUUCGCGUGCAGGGUUAG
Molecule: messenger RNA, 976 nt
Organism: Ceratosolen solmsi marchali
Lineage: Eukaryota; Metazoa; Arthropoda; Insecta; Hymenoptera; Agaonidae
Product: retinal homeobox protein Rx3-like
Exons: 3
Coding region: 554-976 (140 amino acids)
Biological process (GO): positive regulation of transcription by RNA polymerase II
Molecular function (GO): DNA-binding transcription factor activity, RNA polymerase II-specific; RNA polymerase II cis-regulatory region sequence-specific DNA binding
Source: RefSeq, a predicted model, not a curated record